Molecule: messenger RNA, 2790 nt
Organism: Oryctolagus cuniculus (rabbit)
Lineage: Eukaryota; Metazoa; Chordata; Mammalia; Lagomorpha; Leporidae
Gene: RNF225
Product: ring finger protein 225
Biological process (GO): protein ubiquitination
Molecular function (GO): ubiquitin protein ligase activity
Source: RefSeq, a predicted model, not a curated record
GAACUGGCACGUCAGACAGCACUGGGCUGGGAAGGGGCUUUGUUGGGAGCUAACCAUCCUGGACCCUGUUACCUGGAAACAUCGUCCAGUUCAGGGAGUGAGGGCCUGUGUUGUAGGCCACAUUCUCCACUCUGUCUGCUGGCCACACCCUGGGAUUCGUGAGAUCCACCAUCAUGUGGCUUCAUUCUGACCAUGGUUGAUGGCUAUGGCCCAGGGCCCCCAUACCCGCCCCCCCCCUUUUUUUUUAAGUUUUAUUUAUCUGAGAGGUAGAGUUACAGACAUAGUGGGAGAGACAGAUAGGUCUUUGAUGUGGUCCACUCCCUGAGUGGCUGCAGCGCCUGGAUCUGGGCCAAGCUGAAGCCAGGAGCUUCCCUGGUCUCCCAUGCGGGUGCAGGGGCCCAAGCACCUGGGCCAUCUGCUGCUGCUUUGCCAGGCUGUAGCAGAGCGCUGGAUCAGAAGCGAAGCAGCCAGGAUACAAACUGGCACCUGUAUAGGAUGCCAGCGCCACAGGUGGAGGCUUAGCCUACUAUGCCACAGCGCUGGCCCAGGCCUUCCAAGCCAGGGUUCAUCAGGAGGUUUUCGGUGGGUUGAGCCCAUGCCCAGUGUGUCAUCUCCACCUCCACCAUCCGGUGCGGGUCAGGCUUUGGCGUUCAUUCUGGCAGGACUGGCCCAGGCUGCGCGGCAGGCUGUUGGACAGGUUCCGUGGCUGCCUGGGUCCUGGAGGGAGUGGCCCCAGGUUAGGUACCCUCCCCUAGGGAGGGACACUAAACAUACCCAAGCCAGUCAGGCCAGAGAGGUCAGAACUGGCAGGGACAGGCCACCAGCCAGAGGGAAGGAGGUGUCGCAGGUAGGACGGGUCCCUGCGUGCUGCCUGGGGUCUGUGCUGUGCGGGAGCCCCUGGCCCUUACGGGUCUGUGGCCUCUGCUGCUGGGUACCUGUCCUGUGGCUCAGGCCACUCUAGACUCACCUGGAGUCGCAGAAGGGGCUUCCGCGGGCUGCUCACAGGGGCUGUGGAGUGGCUCAGUUCUUCCCUGGGUGGGGACGAUCUCCCAUCAGCGGCUCCUCUGCUCUCCUCACCGUGUCGUCUCUGCCCCUGUGGAUGUAGCUGCCCUGUUUGGACGACCGUGCUCUGUUCUGGGGGAAUCCGCUCCUCCCUGGAGUCCUUGCUGGCCUCCCAGACUGCCCUCCAGGCUUCUGCCGCCUCAGCCCCCACCGGACCACUCCUCAAAGGCCUAGUCUGAAUGCCUUGUCCUCGACUGCCUUGGCUCCGCCGCCCCCAGGCCCCUCAGGGAUCCGACCCCAGCUCCCCAGGCUCGCUGUCCGCACCUCGCUCUGUGAGCGGAGGCCAGGACGAGGACGAGGAGGAAGGGGACAGCGGCCCUGGCUCCAGCCCCAUCCUGCCCCCGGCGUCCCCCGUGGAGUGUCUCAUCUGUGUGUCGCCCUUCGACGGCGUGUUCAAGCUGCCCAAGCGCCUGGACUGCGGCCACGUCUUCUGCCUCGAGUGCCUGGCUCGCCUGUCGCUGGCCACAGCAGGCGGGGGCGACGCGGUGGCCUGCCCCGUGUGCCGCGCUCCCACCCGGCUGGCUCCACGCCGCGGGCUGCCCUCCCUGCCCACGCAGCCGGGCCUGCUGCCCCGCGACGCGCGCACACCGCUGCCGCGCCAGGGCUCGGUGCGCUUCGACCGCCGCCGCGGGCUGCUCUACCUGCGGCCGCCGCCGCCGCUGCCGGGGUCGCGCAAGGCCCGCGCCGCGCGUGUGCCGCCGCCGCCGCCGCCGCUGCGCCUCGGCCGUCCGCUGUCGCGCCGCCUGUCGCUGAGCAGCCCGGCCUGGGCCUUCAACGCAGCCGUGGCGCUGGCCGUGCUGGUGGCCGCCGGCCUGGUGGUCUCCGGCGUCUACAUCUUCUUCCUCAUCCCGCACGCCUCCUCCUCGGGCCCCGCGCGGCCCCAGCUUGUGGAGCUCGCCCCGGCGCCUGCCUUCUGGUUCCCACCGCGGACCACGCCGGAGGCGCCCUGGACCCCCGGCUGGACGUCCGGCUCCACAGGCGCUGCCCUGGACUCCACCCUGGGGGAUGUGGAGGCCUCCCAGGAGGCUGGGGAGGGCCUGGAGGACCCCACAGAUCCAGAGGGACCGAUGGACAGGUCAUCUGACCUCGUGGGGGCAGCGCAGUAAAUGUGUUGGUGCUGCAGGCCCUGCCUCUGGGCCCAGAGACCUGCGUGCCUUCUUGGGGAGCUUAGCAGGUGCCUGGCAGUCACCCAUUUCCCAGACCGGGGCCUGGUGGAGCACAGGAUCCCUGGCGGCGUCACCACGGACAAGAACCCUCUCAAGGAGUAACUGCCACAGUCUCCGAUCUCCAUACAGGGGUCCAACCGGAGGACCCUCUGACCGACUCCCGUGGCCAUCAGCUGAGGGAACCCUGAUGGCGGUCCCGGUUUUCCAGCUUUUAGAGGUGCAUUUCUUGGCUCAUGGCUUCUUCAAGACCAUCAGCGGGGCCAGUGCUAUGGCGUGGCAGGGUAAGCUGCUGCCUGAGUGCCAGCAUCCCACAUGGGCACUGGUUUGGAUCCUGGCUGCUCCACUUCCGAUCCAGCUCUCUGCUAUGGCCUGGGAAAGCUGUACAAGAUGGCCCAAGUCCUUGGGCCCCUGCACUCAUGUGGGAGACCCAGAAGAAACUCCUGGCUCCUGGCUUCAGAUCGGCGCAGCUCUGGACGUUGUGGCCAAUUGGGGAGUGAACCAGCGGAUAGAAAACCUCCCUCUCUGCUCUCCUCUCUUUCAAAUAAAUAAAUAAAUCUUAAAA